Molecule: messenger RNA, 348 nt
Organism: Cetraspora pellucida
Lineage: Eukaryota; Fungi; Glomeromycota; Glomeromycetes; Diversisporales; Gigasporaceae
Source: the annotation of a GenBank genome assembly
AUGCAUGUAACAUCUUCUGUAGCAUCAACGCCUUUAAUGGGAACACCUACUUCUGGUUAUUUUAUUCCCAAAACCUUUACUCCUGCAGCACCUACAUCUGAUGUAUCCUUACGAGAAUUACCUAAUACAACUGGUUCAUUUACGCCUAGAUUUAAACCUUUACCAACAAUUCCUACCACCCAUGGUUCAAUUCCUGAACACGUGCCUAGUUCAUCCAUGUCAACGACAUUUGUGCCUGUAGCCCAUAGUCCUACAACAUAUUCACCAGAAACACCUACAUCUAAUUAUUCUAUGUCUAAACCAAAUAUCCAUGACUUGAAAUAUGAUGAUACUUCAGCAGGGCCUUGA